Messenger RNA from Gymnogyps californianus (California condor), 816 nucleotides. It is a transcript of the gene IL17RB, whose product is annotated as interleukin 17 receptor B. NCBI's taxonomy places the organism in Eukaryota, Metazoa, Chordata, Aves, Accipitriformes, Cathartidae. The record is from RefSeq and is a predicted model, not a curated record. Gene Ontology annotation, molecular function: interleukin-17 receptor activity.
AUGCUUAGAGCCAGGUGGCUGUUCCAUUAUAUUGGAUUCCCUGUAGAACUGGAAACAAAAUAUUUCAUCCAUGCUUACAGUCUGCCCCCAGCAAAUAUAAAAGAGGAUUUUUCUAUCAAAAUCCUUUUUGCUAACUACACCAGUAAGAUAAUCGCUGGCUGUAAUGUAAUGAAAUACAGCAAAAGUUGUAUUGAAAUGGGAAGUUUGUGGAAUCCAAAUAUAACUGUUUGUAAAACAGAGACAGAAUUAAAAGUGAAUUUUACAACAAGCAGUCUUGGGCUUGAAUAUUUAAUAUUGCUUUUUGAGCGUCAAAAGUAUGAAGUACAGCUACAACUACGUGUUAAAGUACUGGUUAUAUAUCCAGAAGAAGUGUGUUUUCAUCACACUGCUUUCUUUUGCUAACUCCUGCAUGAGGGCUGCCAGACUGAUGUUAUUCUAGACAUGUGGGAGAAAAGGAGAAUUGCUGAAAAAGGUCCCGUACAAUGGCUUGGUGCUCAAAAAGCAGCAGCAGAUCGCGUGAUUUUCCUCAGUUCAAACCCUACUGCUGCUGCAUGUGAUGUUUCUUGUAAAAGCAUGAGAAACCACAGUAACAUGGAAAAUAUGUUCACUCUUGCAGUUAACCUCUUCUGCAGUGACACGACAAAUCAGUCCUCUGUACAAAAAUAUAUAGUUGUUUCUUUCAUUGAUAAGGUGAGUUCACAAGACACUUCACCAAGUGCUCUGAACUUCUGUCCAAAAUACUGUCUUAUGAAGGACAUUGAGAACUUCUGCAGAGACCUUUCUGUUUCAUGCAAUGAGGUGCAUGGCAAGAAAUAG